Molecule: messenger RNA, 3188 nt
Organism: Alexandromys fortis (reed vole)
Lineage: Eukaryota; Metazoa; Chordata; Mammalia; Rodentia; Cricetidae
Gene: Galnt17
Product: polypeptide N-acetylgalactosaminyltransferase 17
Exons: 11
Coding region: 11-1807 (598 amino acids)
Biological process (GO): protein O-linked glycosylation
Cellular component (GO): Golgi apparatus
Molecular function (GO): polypeptide N-acetylgalactosaminyltransferase activity
Source: RefSeq, a predicted model, not a curated record
GUGUUGUUUGAUGGCUUCACUGAGGAGAGUCAAAGUGUUGUUGGUGUUGAACUUGAUAGCGGUGGCCGGCUUUGUGAUCUUCUUGGCUAAGUGCCGGCCUAUCGCGGUGCGCAGCGGAGACGCCUUCCAUGAGAUCCGGCCUCGCGCAGAGGUGGCUAACCUCAGUGCGCACAGCGCCAGCCCCAUCCAGGAUGCGGUCCUGAAGCGCCUGUCGCUGCUGGAGGACAUCGUCUACCGGCAGCUUAAUGGGUUAUCCAAAUCACUGGGACUCAUCGAAGGGUAUGGUGGGCGGGGCAAAGGAGGCCUUCCUGCCACCCUUUCCCCCUCGGAAGAAGAAAAAGCCAAAGGACCUCAUGAGAAGUACGGCUACAAUUCCUACCUCAGCGAAAAGAUCUCCUUGGAUCGGUCUAUUCCAGAUUAUCGUCCAACUAAGUGCAAGGAGCUCAAAUACUCCAAGGAGUUGCCCCAGAUAUCCAUCAUCUUCAUCUUCGUGAAUGAGGCCCUGUCUGUGAUCCUGCGGUCAGUCCACAGCGCUGUCAACCACACACCCACACACCUGCUGAAAGAGAUCAUCCUGGUGGAUGACAACAGCGACGAAGAGGAGCUGAAGGCCCCCUUGGAAGAGUAUGUCCACAAACGCUACCCUGGGCUGGUGAAGGUGGUACGCAAUCAAAAGAGAGAAGGCCUGAUCCGAGCACGCAUCGAGGGCUGGAAGGUGGCCACUGGACAGGUCACUGGCUUUUUCGAUGCCCAUGUGGAAUUCACUGCUGGAUGGGCGGAGCCUGUCCUGUCCCGCAUCCAGGAAAACCGGAAGCGGGUCAUCCUCCCCUCCAUCGACAACAUCAAGCAGGACAACUUCGAAGUGCAGCGCUACGAGAACUCCGCCCACGGGUACAGCUGGGAGCUGUGGUGCAUGUACAUCAGCCCCCCGAAAGACUGGUGGGACGCCGGCGACCCUUCUCUCCCCAUCAGGACACCAGCCAUGAUUGGCUGCUCAUUCGUGGUCAACAGGAAGUUCUUUGGUGAAAUCGGUCUGCUGGACCCUGGGAUGGAUGUGUAUGGAGGAGAGAAUAUUGAACUUGGAAUCAAGGUGUGGCUCUGUGGCGGCAGCAUGGAGGUCCUCCCAUGCUCGCGGGUGGCUCACAUCGAGCGGAAGAAGAAACCCUACAACAGCAACAUCGGCUUCUACACCAAGAGGAACGCGCUCCGGGUAGCCGAGGUCUGGAUGGACGACUACAAGUCUCAUGUGUACAUAGCGUGGAAUCUGCCUCUAGAGAAUCCAGGAAUCGAUAUAGGUGACGUCUCAGAAAGAAAAGCAUUAAGGAAGAGUCUGAAGUGUAAGAAUUUCCAGUGGUACUUGGACCACGUCUACCCGGAAAUGAGGAGAUACAAUAAUACUAUUGCUUAUGGGGAGCUCCGUAACAAUAAGGCCAAGGAUGUCUGCCUGGAUCAGGGGCCACUGGAGAACCACACAGCAAUCCUGUACCCAUGCCAUGGCUGGGGACCACAGCUUGCCCGCUACACCAAGGAAGGCUUCCUGCACUUGGGUGCUCUAGGGACCACCACACUCCUCCCUGACACCCGCUGCCUGGUGGACAACUCCAAGAGCCGGCUGCCACAGCUCCUGGACUGUGACAAGGUCAAGAGCAGCUUGUACAAGAGGUGGAACUUCAUUCAGAAUGGAGCCAUAAUGAAUAAGGGCACGGGGCGCUGCCUGGAGGUGGAGAACCGGGGCUUGGCCGGCAUUGACCUCAUCCUCCGAAGCUGUACGGGACAGAGGUGGACAAUCAAGAACUCCGUCAAGUAGAUGGAAGGGACGAGGGCACCUGGAGCCCAGAGCCAGGACAGGGCCUGGCGAUCCUCAGAACCAGCCUCAUGGUGGAGAGACAGCAGGCGCCCAGACAGUGCUCAGCGGACCUCCCAGGGCUCCUUCAGGACAGCCCUGGAUAAAGAUGCUCAGUCCCUCUCAGGCAUUCAGCCUGUACGCUUCAAAGAUCUCCCCUCACUCUUGUCUGGGAGACCAGGAGCUGCAUCUGCUGCAUACCAAGGGGCGAGACUGCUCUUCUCUCUCUGCCAUAUCAUCUCCCACCCAGCGCCAGCAGCUGGGUCUGGCAGGGUCUCUCUCUCUCUCUCUCUCUCUCUCUCUCUCUCUCUCUCUCUCUCCUUCUCCCUCUCCAUCUCUCUCAUCUCAUUCUUUGCUGCAGCUGCUUGUGAAACUCACCCUGGCCCUCCAAGAAAUGGGAGGUGGGCAUUGGGGCUUUGACAGCAUCCUAGCUCCCUCUUGGAGAAGGAGGCAAUGAGACCCUGAGACUUCAUUUCUGCUGAGGACACUUUUGGCCCAGAAACCCGGUUGUAUGCCAAGGCAGCCACCACCCAGACCAUCCCAGCAAGAUGGCGUUGGGACAAGCGUUCUGAACCCCUCUGGGUUCCUCUUGAGGCUCCCUGUCUCCAUCACCUGGAGCCCCAAAUAUGAACAGCACCUGCCUGCGUCUAGAGGGAGCCAAAUCGACUAAGCAUGCAAGAUGUUCCCAGUACCUAGUCAGUACAGCCAGGGCCAAGGUGUCCUGGUUUCAGGGAGCAGCAAGAGUCCUCCGUGCAGGACAGAAGGGCUGAAGAGUCAGCCUAGCAAAGGGUACAGGACCCUCCGUGAUGCUUAGCCCUCAGCUCCUAUCACCCCACGCUCUGCUGGCUGAUGGGGGACAGAAGCAGCAGUCUCCUCUUGUAAGAGUGAUGGCUGCUUUCCGAUUGCCCUCUGGUUAGGGUGCACUUAUAAAUCAGAGUUAAUAUAUGGAUGCGUCUGCAUGCGCGGGAAAGCGAGAGUGCGUGCCUGCCUGGGCGAUGCGUGUGACUGGGUGCCGUGUUGGUGUGCCUGAGCGCGUGAGUGUGCUAGCGCAGAAGUAGCGGUGUGGUCUUGGGCUUGUGGCUUCAUUGCUGACUGGAUGGGGACGAGGAUGCCUAGAAGUACAGGGUGGGUGGUCCCAUGUCUCUGGGUCACUGGCCCAGAGGACGCUGCUGGGUCUUGCCUGCUAGGGUACCCCUUCUCUGAAUCCCCACCCCCAUCCACUACUGCCCUUGGCCAACUCCUGCCCAGAGCCAAAUCCUGUAGGUGCCCAGUAUGGGAUCCAGUGUCUCAUUUGGUGGUAUCUCUAUUGGGGAUCAUUCCUCAACCCAUCUCCCCUCCUUGUGAA